AUGGAUGAAGGUUUUGGACGCUCGUUGUUUUGCGGUGCUGUUGCCGGAUUAGCUGUGGAUUUGACGCUUUAUCCAUUGGAUACGAUCAAGACCAGAUUGCAAACAACUGUAGUACAUGCCUGUUCGGCUAGUGUGUCGGAACUGGUCGCAUGCAUCGUCAGGGUGCCAACCGAACUCGUGAAGCAGCGCGCCCAAGCAAUGCAUGCCCGCCGCCUCCGUACCAUUUGCGCAGCAAUUUAUCGGCAACGAGGUACCAUAAGUAUUCGUGGAUUUUAUCAGGGCUUUUGCAGUACUGUGUUACGGGAAGUGCCAUUCUCGUUAAUCGAGUUUCCUGCCUGGGAGGCAUUAAAGCAAGCAUUAGCAAGGAUCCGAGAAAGACGGUGCACACCUCCUGAAUCAGCAGCAUGCGGAAGUUUGGCUGGUUGUUUUGCUGCUGCGCUAACGACACCUCUGGAUGUAGCAAAAACGAGGAUUAUGUUGAACGAAAAUUCCAAACCACCAGGAAUACUCUCAACAGUAGUGAAAGUGUGGAAUACAUCCGGAUAUAGGGGUCUUUAUGCCGGUGCUUUACCUCGCUCGGUCUGGAUGGGUGUCGGCGGUUUUGUCUUUUUUGGUGCUUUUGAAACCGCUAUGCUUUUUGCCGAGAAAUUUCUUCCUUGA
Gongylonema pulchrum is the source of this 660-nucleotide messenger RNA. The record is from the annotation of a GenBank genome assembly. NCBI's taxonomy places the organism in Eukaryota, Metazoa, Nematoda, Chromadorea, Rhabditida, Gongylonematidae.